This is a messenger RNA of Copidosoma floridanum, 1464 nucleotides long. It is a transcript of the gene Arf102F, whose product is annotated as ADP-ribosylation factor 2. Lineage: Eukaryota; Metazoa; Arthropoda; Insecta; Hymenoptera; Encyrtidae. Gene Ontology annotation, molecular function: GTP binding; GTPase activity. The record is from RefSeq and is a predicted model, not a curated record.
CGGGCGCAAGAGAAUUUACCACCAAGGCUUUGUAUUAGCCGUUGUUUUCUCUCUCUCGUCCUCGUCAUUAAAAAGCAACAUAUAGGCAGGGCAACGCGGCGGACGACGCAUAAAUAUAUAAACCUAUAUAGGGGUUUCUGUAGGAAAGAAAAGAGGGAAUAAGAGAUAGGAGAGUAAGUAUCCUCGAGGAGCUGCUCUCCGCUGCAAUUGCCCUGCUGCAGUUGCGUUUUUCCCGAGGCGGCUUCACUCCGAGUGCGUGAAGAGCAGCCGAUAAAAGAGGAGAGGCGCUCCGUUUCUAGAGGUAUCAUCACACGUCAACCACGUCAAAGAGUCAAAGAUAAAAGAGAAGCACAAUGGGUCUGACAAUCAGUAGUAUUUUCACAAAAAUAUUUGGCAAAAAGCAAGUACGUAUUUUGAUGGUAGGUCUCGAUGCUGCUGGUAAGACGACAAUUUUGUAUAAGCUGAAACUUGGAGAAAUCGUUACGACAAUACCCACAAUUGGUUUCAACGUCGAGACCGUUGAGUACAAGAAUAUCUGUUUCACUGUGUGGGAUGUGGGCGGUCAAGAUAAAAUCAGACCCCUUUGGAGGCACUACUUCCAAAACACUCAAGGUCUUAUCUUUGUUGUUGAUAGUAAUGAUCGUGAGCGUAUAGGGGAAGCUGAGCGUGAGCUUGCUAACAUGUUGAAAGAAGAUGAAUUGAGGGAUGCGGUAAUACUCGUCUUUGCCAACAAGCAGGACCUUCCCAAUGCUAUGGUGGCGGCCGAGCUUACAGAAAAACUAGGCUUAAACUCGUUGAGAGGUCGUCGUUGGUUUAUUCAGAAUACCUGUGCCACUAAGGGAGAGGGAUUGUACGAAGGUCUUGAGUGGCUGAGCAACGAACUUGCCAAAAAGUGAUGAGGCUCUGCUGCAAAGUCUACCUCUUUAAUUGUGAUGCGUGUGUAUGUCAUCUUGAAGAUUUUCAAAGGGAGAAUAGAGACACUCUUUUUUGAUAAAAGAAUCAACACCUAAUGAAUUUCAAGUUCUUUUUUAUAAAGAAAACAUAAAAAAAAGAGAGGGAUCACUUGAAAAUUAAACUUUUCCACGUUUUAUAAGCUUUUUCACCAUCUACUGGUCAAUGAAGUUAUUCCUAUAUUGUUUCUGUUAAUCACUUUAAUCUAAACAAAUGGAGCAAUCUUGAUUCUUUGAUGAUUGAUUGAUCCAAAAAUGUCCGCAAAAUUAUAUAAAAUAACGUAACUUUUUUUCAUAUUUUUAAUUGUAUUUUUUAGGCUAUAGUGAAAUUAUUUUAAGACAAUAAAAAACCAAACUAAGCAAAACUCGUUUGAAUUAUUAAAAGAGUAAGAACUGUAUUGUUGUAUUGAAAGUAAAAAUCUCGUUAAUGUGCAAAUAUGUAGAAUUAUGUUUUUUUUUAAUCUUUCUGAUUCAUUUAUAUGCACAACAAAUAAAUACAAAUUUAAUAAAAUAA